AUGCGGCUGCGCGUCCCACCAAACGCCUGCGGCAGCAGCAUACCCGUUCGCGUGCCUUUUGCUGGCCUACCGGAGCGCAUUUGGUGGUGGGAAACCCGGGAGCGUCAGGCUCGGCAGCUGCAGAGCGACCUGGCCGAGCUCAAGGCACACGCGGUGACGCUGCGGCUGCGAGACAGCGGCGGCGGGAGCGCGGAGCAGCUUGCGGCGCACGUCGAGUUGUGGGCAGAGGUGCAGGCUUACGGGCUGCGCGACCUGCUGCUCGUGAUGGCGCGCGACCCUGCAUCGCCCUUGUGGCGGACGCACCGUAUGGUCCUGGACGAGCAGGCGGCGCACCAGCUCCUCGCACUGCAGCGCGACUUGAGGGCGCGCGCCAACGACACUCGCGAGACCGGAGGGGGCGUGUCGAUGGUUCGUGGUCUGGGGGGCGAGGCGGGACUCGCGCCCGUGUUUGGCCCUGGCGGCUUCCUGUCUGACAUCGUGGGUGCCCUCCGGAAGCGGGAGCGCUGCCUCCAGGACUUCGCCGGAUGCAGCUGGAGCGCGACGCUGCGCGAGGCGGUCGCCCCUCGUCUGCGACCCGCACUCACGGAGUCGCUGGCGGUACCUUGCCAUUCGCCACCGGAGGGGGGCAGCGGCGGCACGGCCUCAGCAGGGCUAUGGUCGGGCGUUGUGGGCUGCGCGCCAGGAUGCCCCUGGUGUGCGGCUGAGGCAGAGGAGCCUGGCCCCGGCGAGCAGCAGCAGCAGCAGCAGCAGCACGGUUCAGCAUUUGGCGAUGCAGCGCCAGUCCCCUUCGAAUCCCCCUUCCUGUGGCGGCGCCUUGUGUGGGCGCUGCUGGGGCGAGUCGCGCCUCGCGUACGCGAUCGGCUGAGGUACAGCCCCCGGCCGCUGCACGCCAAGGAGGCGGAGCGCGCCUAUGCGCGCGGCCUCGACGAGGCAUUUGAGAAGGCCCACUCCCCUGCCCAAGUGGUCCUGGCCUGCCGCGUGCUUGAGGCGCUGGGCCCGCACGAGUCAUCCACUGCGCCCGACCCCCAGGCCGUGUCCCUGUGGCCGGCCAUGGCCGCACCGGCCACAGCCGUGGCACUCAUGCACGCCAGCGCGGGGCCCGAGGCGUGGCCGCUCUCUGGUCGGGAGGGCGGCCGGCCGCCGUGGCCGGAGGAUGAUGGGGAGGGGCACCUGCCCAUGUGGCCGGUUUGGUACCACAUGCGCGUGCUGGGCAUGUGGGACAAAGCAGGAAGCUUCAGCAGCAGUGCGGAGGACGGCAAUGCGGAGGCUGUCGCAGCGCUGCGCAGGGCAGAGGCCGGCAAUGAGCUGGCAGAGCGUCUGCGGGGCGCAGGCGCAGACAAGGUGGCGCGGCGGGCGGCGGCGGCGGCGGCGGCGCGGCGAGUCUAUGACGACCCUGACGUCAGGCUGGACGCCGCCGUGUUUGCAACGCGCCAGGCGUUCAGCUCGUCGGACUUUGACCGGCUGCAGCGUCAGGGCUUCCUCUCGCAGCUUCUGAAUCGCCCAAACCGUCACACGCCUCAGCAGGACGCCUGCGGCUGCGACCGCUGCGGCCGGACCGCCGCGGCGUACCUCGUUUGCCCGCGUGGCUGCGGCGUCCGCUACUGCGGCGAGCGGUGCCGCGCGGAGUCGGCCACGCUGGAGGCCGAAUGUGGUGGCGGCGGCGGCCCUCUGCCAGGCCUGUCCAGCCAUGGCCCUCUGUGCGGCUACCUGGCGCGCAGCCUGGCAGACGCGCGCCCCCGCUUCGCUGCGCAGAGGUGGCGCCUGGAGGUCGAGGGCGAUGCAGUGCCGGCGGGGCGGCCGGGCGCGCGCCGCGCCUGGUGGCAGAAGCUGCGGCACGUGGGCCAGGUGUAG
Molecule: messenger RNA, 1851 nt
Organism: Monoraphidium neglectum
Lineage: Eukaryota; Viridiplantae; Chlorophyta; Chlorophyceae; Sphaeropleales; Selenastraceae
Exons: 4
Coding region: 1-1851 (616 amino acids)
Source: RefSeq, a predicted model, not a curated record